This is a messenger RNA of Tetrahymena thermophila SB210, 870 nucleotides long. RefSeq lists its product as hypothetical. The transcript is spliced from 5 exons. NCBI's taxonomy places the organism in Eukaryota, Ciliophora, Oligohymenophorea, Hymenostomatida, Tetrahymenidae. The record is from RefSeq and is a predicted model, not a curated record.
AUGACUACCACUGCUAAACCUUAAUGGAAAGAUAUCGUUGAUGAAGACGAUGAUUAAGAAGAAGUCACCGAAAAGAAGGAACAAGUUGUUGAAAACACCACCUCUGCCAUAACAACUGCUACCCAACCUGCUAAGGAAGGUGAAGCCGAUAAGAAAUACGGUGCUAAGAAGCCCUUCGGUAAGAAGCCUUACAAUAAGGGUGCUCCUAAGCGUAAAUAUAAGGUUGAAUAUCUUGAAACAAAGUCAGCUGGUAUUAAGACUGCUAAAAACGUCUAUGAUAUGGAAUCUAGCUCUGAAGAAGAAGGAGAAGAAGAAGAAACUGCUGAAGGUGUUGAAGCCCAAGAAAAGGUUGAAAAGAAGAAAGUUGAAAAGGUUGAAAGUGAAAAGGAAGAAGAAGAAGAAGAAGUUGAACCUAUUAAGGAUGAACCCGAAGCUGAAACCAAGAAGGCACCUAAGGAAGAUAAAAAGUCAAAGAAGUAACAAUAAUUAGAAUAAUUAAAUGCAAUUCAAGCUGCUUUGAAGGAAGCUGGAUUACCCCUCCCCGCUGAAAACAAGGAAGAAUCUGCUUAAUAAGAAGGUGAAAAGAAGAAGAAGAAAAAAAACAAAAACAAGGAAAAUGGUGAAAAGAAAGAAGAAAAGACUGAGCAAAAGGUUGAAGAAAAGGUUGAAUAAAAGACUGAAGAAAAGACUGCUGAAUAAAUCCAAAUUGAUGCUGCUGCUGCUGCCAAGGAAGCCUUAUAAAAGAGAGCUCAACAAUAAUAAGCCCAAAAGAACAAAUCUGCCAUUGAAAUAGCUAAGGCUAAAUAAGAAAUCUUAAAUAGAUAAAAUAAGGUUAAGAGAGCUCAAGGUAAAAAGAAAGAAGAUCUCUGA